Dentiscutata erythropus is the source of this 1295-nucleotide messenger RNA. The record is from the annotation of a GenBank genome assembly. Lineage: Eukaryota; Fungi; Glomeromycota; Glomeromycetes; Diversisporales; Gigasporaceae.
AAGAAAUGGAUAUAGAAGAGUUUCGUAAAAGAGGUUAUGAGACAGUUGACCGAAUUUGCAAGUAUUACAAAGAACUUGACAAUUACAAUGUUUUGCCAAAUGUGGAGCCUGGAUAUCUCAAGAAGCUUCUUCCGGAAGAGGCACCUGAAGCUUGUACAGAGUUGGAAUCCAUUGUACUUGAUUGGGUUGGAAAGCUUAUAGGUUUAGAUAAGAGUUUUCUUAGCGAUGGUUAUGGUGGUGGUGUAAUUCAAGGGGCUGCUAGUGAUGCUACGUUGGUUGUUUUGCUUGCAGCUAGACAACGUAUAAUUGAUAAAUACAAAGCUGAAGGUUUAAACGAAGAACAAUUAUAUGAAAUAUCUAAUCGUCUGGUUGCAUAUGGGUCUACUCAGACUCAUUCAUGCUUGAAAAAGGCCACAAUGAUAGCUAACGUACGUUUUCGUGCUCUUCCAACAGACGAGAAAUUCUCUCUAAGAGGAGAUACUUUUAAGCGUGAAAUUGAAAAGGAUAUUUCUCAAGGUCUAAUUCCAUGUUUCCUUAAUGGAACAAUAGGCACAACAGGUUCUGCAGCAGUUGAUCGUAUUUCGGAGUUAGCUGACGCAAUUCAAGGCACAGACGUGUGGCUUCAUAUUGAUGCUGCUUAUGCAGGUUCCGCCCUUGUUUGUCCUGAAUAUCGACAUUAUCUUGAUGGUGUUGAUCGAGCCGAGUCAUUUAAUUUUAACAUGCACAAGUGGUUAUUGACGAAUUUUGAUACCUCAUGCCUAUGGGUUAAAAGGCGAAAAUUCCUUAUAAGUGCAUUAACUAUUACACCAGAGUUUUUAAAAAAUCCUGCUAGCGAAAGUGGAUUAGUCAUAGACUAUCGAGACUGGCAAUUACCAUUGGGUAGGCGUUUUAGAUCAUUAAAGAUAUGGUUCGUUUUGAGAACUUAUGGUGUGAAAGGUUUAAGGGAACAUAUUCGAAAGUCGAUAACUCUUGCAAAACAUUUUCAAACCAACCUUUUAUCAAAACAUUCCGACCUUUUUGCUAUCUCAGUGGAACAAGCUUUUUCACUUGUUUGUUUUCAUGUCAUUCCUAAUGAAAAAUCACGUAAAACGUCCAAUGAACUCACAGAAAAAGUUUAUAAUCGUGUAAAUGAAUCACAAAAAAUUUAUUUAACACAUACUAAAUUAAAUGAUCAAUUCGUUAUAAGGUUUGCUGUAGGAAGUCCGUGGACCAACGAAGAACAUAUAGACAGGGCACUUGACCUUAUAGUAAAGAUCACGAAGGAAGUUAUCGAAGCUGAGGAUGGAAAUAAUUAA